Molecule: messenger RNA, 480 nt
Organism: Fusarium mangiferae
Lineage: Eukaryota; Fungi; Ascomycota; Sordariomycetes; Hypocreales; Nectriaceae
Exons: 2
Coding region: 1-480 (159 amino acids)
Source: RefSeq, a predicted model, not a curated record
AUGUCCACUAAGACGGUUAUUAUCUUGCUAGCAUCUUUAUCGCAGGGAAGAGAAAUCUUGAAGAGACGUCACGAUGAAUCAACACCCAUUAUAGAUAAAUUCCCAUGGUCUUCCUUCCUCAACAAAACAGGUCUCGAUCCGCUCCAGUAUCUCAAACUUCCAUCUGACGAAACACCCGAGACACUCGAACCCGGUCCCGAUCGAAUCGCCUGCCCAGUCUCCAUAGCCGCGUGGUCGAACUUCACCGAUGCAGAACAGCACAUAAGCAUCCCAGCUGGUCAAUGCCUAUCCGCAACAGAAGGAACAUGCCGAACCGUGACGUGUGCGCCGAGAAGAAAUGUCACCAUUGUUAGUGAUGAAAUAACAGGACGAAUGUGGAAUCCUGUAUCAACGAAGUGUGUGUUUGGUGGCGUUGGGGGAAUAUGGCAGAAUGAUGGGUCAACUCUGGUCAUUGAGAUGGGAUACGCAAGUCAAGAGUAA